AUGGAAGGAGCACUUGUCCUCCUCCUGGUUGUAACAACAGUGUCUGGGUGUGGUGUGCCCAGCUACCAGCCGGACACCAGCCGUGUGGUGAAUGGGGAAGAAGCCCGUCCAUACAGCUGGCCAUGGCAGGUUUCCUUGGAGUCGUUUUUCCCUACUUGUGGAGCAACACUCAUUGCUCCUAACUGGGUUUUGACUGCUGCACAUUGCAUUACAUUCCACACGUACAGGGUUGUUCUGGCUGAGCAUGACAUGAAGACAGAGGAAGGACCUGAACAGUCCAUUAUGGUGGCAAAAAUGUUCAUCCAUCCCAAAUGGAACAGGAACUGCGUGUCUUGUGGGAAUGACAUUGCCCUGCUUAAGCUGGAGAAAAGUGCUGUUAUCAAUGACAAGGUCCAGCCGGCUUGCCUGCCACAGCAUGGUGCUACUCUCGCCCACAACCAACCCUGCUACGUCACAGGCUGGGGUCGUCUCUACUCUGGUGGUCCUUCUGCUACUACACUACAGCAAGCCCUACUUCCUGUUGUGGAUCAUGAAAUCUGUAGUCAAAGUGACUGGUGGGGCAGCUCAGCAAAGACAACCAUGGUCUGUGCAGGAGGAGAGAGCAAGUCAGCAUGCCAUGGUGACUCUGGAGGCCCUCUGAACUGCAAGGGCAGAGAUGGUAAGUGGUAUGUGCAAGGAGUGACGAGUUUUGUGGAUGGACGGGGCUGUAAUACCCCUCAGAAGCCCACCAUUUUCACCCGUGUGGCCUCUUUCAUCCCCUGGAUCAGUGAGACCAUGGCCCAAAACUGAAGAAAUGUUCAAUGAUUGAAGAAGUGAACGGGCAAUAAACUAUCAUUUGACAUUUUAA
This is a messenger RNA of Gymnodraco acuticeps, 847 nucleotides long. Its product is annotated as chymotrypsin-like elastase family member 3B. The record is from RefSeq and is a predicted model, not a curated record. Gene Ontology annotation, molecular function: serine-type endopeptidase activity. The transcript has 7 exons. NCBI's taxonomy places the organism in Eukaryota, Metazoa, Chordata, Actinopteri, Perciformes, Bathydraconidae. The coding region runs from base 1 to 789 and encodes 262 amino acids. Gene Ontology annotation, biological process: proteolysis.